AUUUGAGCCUGGCCCUUUUGUGCAUGUUUCCUUGGACACCAGAAACAGGAAGCAUUAACUAAUACCAGGCACGCAAUGAUUGCUGUGCUCUAGUCAUCUGUCCAGGGCUAUGAGGGGCCUACUAACCACACGAGAGCAGGAUGGCUGGAGAGAAUUGAUCUAUAAGGAAGCCUCUUGCAGGGUCAACUGGAAGGCAAAGUAUGGGUAUAAAUACCCCAGGAGGCUGCCUGACAACGGCAUUUCUCGAAGGAAAUGCCUCUUUCCUCCCAUCAGUCCCACCAGGGAGGAGACGAGCUUUCCCAGUGGUGAAGAAAGAACUACACCAAAGCAGCAGCAGGAACUGCCAGAGGAAAAGGCAUGGCUGAGCCUUCAGGAACCACUUCCAGACAUGAGGGCCCCAGACCUGGAGGCAACACAGCUGCUGUACCAGGGCAUCUCCCAUGAAGGAAAAGGGAGAAAACGCUACCUGAGAGAGAGAAACGCACAGAGCCCUGAGGAGAAAUUCCGUUACCCAGUGCUGUCAUCAUGGGAGUAUGGCUGGCGCUUAGGGGAUGUUGUUAAAGACAUCAGGACACCGAUUCAUGGCAAAUCCCGAAUUGUAAAGGAUACUUUCUACUUCAGAAAUGGAAUCUUCUAUCAUCCAUCAAAAACUGACAAGUUGUCGUGAAUACUGAAGCCAGCUGAGAUGUGGAAAUGUUUGCUUAAUGUUGCCUAGCAUGGAUAUUUGUUAUGGUGCUGGAUCUCACAAACUGUAUAAUUAUUUCUUCCAUAAUUAUUCUUUCAUAUUUAGACCCUGCCUCCAGCCUUGUUCUCUUUCUGUAACCUCUGUAUACUAUUUGUUGCACAAUGGAUUCCCAGUAAAUCUGAAUUUGUUAAAGAAACCCUUUGGGCACUAUACCCCCCCCCCCAAAAAAAAGGUGUGAGUAACCUUGUAUAAUUUGGGGGUAGUUUGCAUGAUUUAGGGCCAAUUCGUAUGGCUGGGUUUUUUUCCUGGUUGUUCCCUCUUUAUAGUGACUACUUAUAACUAAAUGAGCAUAUUCUGAGAACCUGCCACAGACUGAAAGAGGGGGAAAAGCUGCCACAGGCAUGUGAGUUGGAUGUAUCAACCUGAUUUAUACUAAGAUGAAGUUAGUGGAAUGCUUAGAAUUCAAAACAGAGUUGUAAGUGUAUUAUGUGACAAAGAAGAAGGUAUCACUCAGAGGUAGAAUGUAUUCCAGGUAGCGGAUCCAUGAAAGACUUCUGCCAGAAGACUUUGACAGUUGGUGUCAGUCCAUAUUGAUAUAAUAUAGGACUAGAUGAUCUGAACAAACAAGUAAUCUCUUCAGAGGCAGGGCAAUAAAGAAGUGCAUACUGAAAUACCUGAGCAAAAAUACACCUAAGAUGUCUUUUGGUUCUGUUUACAGAGGCAAAAAUAAAAUUACAAGACUUUGUAGAAUUAUGAAACAAUAGAAAAGAUCAGGUGGAGGAGGAGACAUUUUCAGUGGUCUGGAGCAAGUGGUUUUUUUUAGCAUAACUGAUUCCACAUUUGCAGGGAAUCAAGUUAUACUCUCUCCUAGGCCUCAAGGUUUGAAGGGUAUUAGAUAAAUAUGAACCCCUGGAUAAGGUGCCACUAGCCAUCCUGGUUUUGAUUGUUUCUUAUUCUGGGUGCCAUGCUUUAAUCUUUCAAAACAAACUCCAGUUCCAUCUACAUUUGCAUCCCAAAAAUCCAACAGAAAACAACCCAGUACAAACAAAAGAACUGAGAAAAACUACCUCCAAAGAGAGGGGCUUUAAAAACUUUAUUUCAGACAAGUCUCGCUGUUUUCUUCUUUUGCAGUAGCAGCAGCCAGACAGAGAGAAAGAGAGUGUGUGCAUGGAUGGGAAGGGGGGGGGGGAUAUAAGCUCUGGUGUUGAAACUCCACUGUGUGAUGAGAUCUGUGCCUUUAAAGCUGUUGAGAGGCAGAGUUAAGAGAACCAGAAGGACCAGAACCCAUUUGAGGCUUUGGCUGCAGGGUAGGCUCUGGGCUGCCUCCUCAUGUGUAAACAGAGUAAUGUAAGAAGAGCCCUCUGCAAACCCAGUGCACAGAGAACAGCCUCUAGGUAAGUGUUUCAUGGGUAACACAACAGUGAGAAAGGCAGACUAUAAGUAAUGCAAAUAAAUAGAUAAUUCAGAAAACCAGGGACAACUAGUCCUGAAGAAACUCUCAAGUUAUCUUAGUAAAGCAUCAGCAAGCAGGCAGUUGCCUACCACUCCACAGAAGGUGUUGUGAGGCCUGAAGUUGUGAAAAUGACUGGCUCUGAUUUAGCCAAGAUGGCUUUUUUUUCUCUGACAUCGCCAGGCCUCUGGUGAUUUUCUUCAGGGCUCUGUGGAAUGGUCAAGAAAUGCUGUUCUGACUAGAUUGGGUGUUUUUGGGGAGGUUGCUAUGUUGUGCUAUGUGGUGGUGCUUUGUUUUUUUUUUAAGGGGGUUGUCAGACUGAGCCUGGCAACUGGCUAGUGGGUUGGCAUCACUAGUUUGAUGGCAUCAUUUCUGGGGGAAAUCUGGAAGUUGAUUCAAAUAACUCUGGGAAUUGCCAGAAACUCUAUGGUUUUACCAUAAUUUCACCCUGCCGGCGACUCAUAAGAGUUACUGCCAAUACUUCUGUAUUUUUUUUCCAUAAGAGUGAUUAUCAUGUGAUGCUGGUGAGUUUCUUUUUAAUUCCCCCCCCCCCACUGUCACUUGGGGUAGGGGAUCCUCUUCCCUCUCAGAGGCCUGGCAGACAAUGUGUGUGUUUGUUGGGAAUUUUUCUCUGUUACUGUUUGACAUUGUCUUGGAGAACAUGUAGCAUACCCCCCCCACCUCCCAGGAUACAAUGGAAACUAGAAUGAAUGGGGAUAUCUUGUUCAGAGGUCUGUAAAGUCAGACCCCUUUGUCCAAUCUCCUUUAAACUUGUGGUAUCUUUAAGAGGUUACUUUGUGUUUUUGUUUUGCUCCCUGAAGAUAUGCUGCGAUGUACUCCAAAGACACCUGUUCCAAACCCCUCCAAAAGAUCUCCACUUCCUUCACAGGAAACAGUGAACCCAUACAUCCAGAAAUCUGAAAAAUAAAAUAAAUACAAAUUGGUAUAGGGAUACCUGGAAAUUCAGUAUUACAGUAUUGAUUCCCUUGUCCAAUACCAAUUCCAAAUUUUACAAUUUGUACCCCUACCCCCUGAAUGGGGAUAUCUUGUUCAGAGGUCUGUAAAGUCAGACCCCUUUGUCCAAUCUCCUUUAAACUUGUGGUAUCUUUAAGAGGUUACUUUGUGUUUUUGUUUUGCUCCCUGAAGAUAUGCUGCGAUGUACUCCAAAGACACCUGUUCCAAACCCCUCCAAAAGAUCUCCACUUCCUUCACAGGAAACAGUGAACCCAUACAUCCAGAAAUCUGAAAAAUAAAAUAAAUACAAAUUGGUAUAGGGAUACCUGGAAAUUCAGUAUUACAGUAUUGAUUCCCUUGUCCAAUACCAAUUCCAAAUUUUACAAUUUGUACCCCUACCCCCUGCCCAAACUACACAUCACUACUUAGCUUGGUAUCACACUUCCACAUUUGACUUCACUGUUUUUACACAUGAAUCCAUAAUAAACCAUUUUGACAAAAAAUGUAAAUUAUAAAUGAUUUAAAACUAUGACUUCAAUGGACAUGGAUAUGUUGAGCAGCUGCAGACAUUGUGAUUCUUGUCAUGAGAACAAUUAGCUGAUGAAACAAAGUUAAUGAUGUUGGAUAUCUUUCCCAGCGAUUUUCAGACAUUGGUGUGACUGACCUGCAAGAAUAUUCUGGUUUCUUUAAAAGAUCAUGCAAGUAAUGGGGCUGCAAUGUUAUCUGUAUAAUAUUCAGAUUGAACUGAUCUGGAGCCAAGAUUGCUGCUGUCAUGAAUCAUUUGCAGUGGAGGGCAGGGGUGAGAGGCCCAGUGUGGCUAUGAGGUAGUUGACAGACUAAUAGAAUUCCCAUAUUUUGCAAGGAGCACUUCAAGGUUUGCCAUUUUCCUCUGCAUCGAAUACACGCCACUACUCCCAAAUGUCCCUUGGUCUGGAAGCUUUUUGCUGAAGGCCCUCUGUUGCUACACUGUAGCCAGUAAUGUUGACAAAAGUUCUGUUGUUUCAGAACUCACACCACUCUAGCUCAACAAUAUGAGGGUUAAAAUCAGUUGAGGGUUAUGUUUGGCCUAUGAGUGCUCUUGCUUUUAAGGGACAGACAUGUUUUUCAAGGCUACCAUCACAGUUAGAACAUUCAAAUAUUUUAAGUAAAAGUUAAGAUUGUCAACAAUUUGAGAUGCUUUUUGGAGCCUAGAUGGAUGACAUUGCAGACCACAAUUUAUUUAAUCCUAGAAUAUAUAUUCCACAAAAUAGAGUGUGUAUCUUUAAGCUACAGUUUGAUUCAAAACCUAGGUGCCAUUUGGUUUUUUUUCUUUGUUCAAUUUUUCUUUCUUGUGUGGCUUUACUUGCUUUUCCUUGAGAAGCUGAAGAGAUCCUGUGACUCAUUGCUCUGCGGGGUCUACUUGACCAGAACAAAAUAUCAUAAAACCGAGUGCUGUGAAAUAAAUUUAGUGAGUAGAACCAUAAA
Messenger RNA from Sphaerodactylus townsendi, 4553 nucleotides. Its product is annotated as protein ATP6V1FNB. Lineage: Eukaryota; Metazoa; Chordata; Lepidosauria; Squamata; Sphaerodactylidae. The record is from RefSeq and is a predicted model, not a curated record. The coding region runs from base 110 to 667 and encodes 185 amino acids. The transcript has 2 exons.